ACGUUGGUCAUGGUCGUGACAAGCUCGAGCUUCUGCAGGAUCGCCAUGAUGACACGCAAGACUGAAUUACCCAGGCAAUGGAUGGCUCGCCCACCAGAUUAAAGACCUAUUUGUUGAGCAAGGCUAAACGGUCUUCAUAUCCAGGGUCAGAACGGAAGCCCGCGAGCAAGUCGUGAGGUAGGUUGGCACGCUGUUCCAGUUCAAACAUGCUUGGAUAGUGCUGAUUUCACGAUAGCGAGCUCGUCAAGCACAAGCCCAACGCGUGAUGAAAUGCGCUGGAAAACCUGGCACUUCGAACGCGGACUGGUGCGAGGACCACAAAGUCGAGACAGGUCGCUUAGACGUCCUGGGCGUGCUAACUGUGGUGGAUUCGUGCUACGAGCUGAGAAUCCACAUCACCCGUUUAGGCUCUGCUUGCAUGUACACAUUUAACGAGGAAGAGUUCUAGACUCGUCCUCCCUUCACCGAAGAAGACCCCUUCGACGAGAUUUCAUGGUAUACACGUACCCGUCUGCUCAGCGAACGUUCGAUCCAUCACUGUCCCAAUCUCCUUUUGCUAUGAAUUCGUGUGCGCAUUGGAGCAGACAUUGAUAGAGCGACCACAUCGCCA
This is a messenger RNA of Dissoconium aciculare CBS 342.82, 610 nucleotides long. RefSeq lists its product as uncharacterized. The transcript has 2 exons. The record is from RefSeq and is a predicted model, not a curated record. Lineage: Eukaryota; Fungi; Ascomycota; Dothideomycetes; Mycosphaerellales; Dissoconiaceae. Bases 266 to 448 code for a protein of 60 amino acids.